Sapajus apella (tufted capuchin) is the source of this 2444-nucleotide messenger RNA. It is a transcript of the gene FAM227A, whose product is annotated as family with sequence similarity 227 member A. Lineage: Eukaryota; Metazoa; Chordata; Mammalia; Primates; Cebidae. The coding region runs from base 542 to 2350 and encodes 602 amino acids. The record is from RefSeq and is a predicted model, not a curated record. The transcript is spliced from 17 exons.
UGCGCAAGUCCCCAGAAACUCCGCGAAUCCCCUCGGGAUAGUAAACGGCUUAUACAAAGGCAACGUCUUCCGGGGUCCUUUACAUGACCCCCGUUACAGACUGGGACCAGGACCUGCACUCACCCUCUCCACAGACACAUUGGUCUGGGUCCCCGGCUGGGCUAUCACUAUGGAAACGGCGUCUCGCGGAUACAGCGGCGGCUUGCGAAGAUUCCAUUGUUAAGAGAAACCGGAAAGUGGUGACCGCAUCGGCGUUGCCUGGAGAACGCCUGGACUCACAGUAGCAAAAUGGGCCUCUCCCUGGCUCCCCUCCUCCUCCCCGAGCACAAGGCAAGGGGCACCCCUUGCUGUGAGUGUCGGGGGCCCACUCAGAACUUUGCGGAGUCUCCUGAGGAACCCGUGGCGGGACCGGCCCAGGGUUCGUCAAAUUCUGCCGAUGCUUUCAGGAGGCUGAUUUAAAAAAGGACAAGAUUGGAAUGGGAAAUGAGAGGCUCUUAAAAGUGGACACUUUUUUGUUUGUCCAUUUACAAGAAAUUGGACAAUGAAUCAUUUCAGGAAGAUGGAGGUCAUCAACCUCACCGCCCUCCCUAUGAUACCAGUGGAUGAGCACCUGGCUGUCUCCCUUGUCUCACGGAAUGCAAUGGUGAAGACUGUGAGAAAGGAGUUAGAGGACAAUCCACCCUCCUGUCUCAUUGGCUCCAUGCACCAGGUGAACCAAAAGAUUGCUGACAUAAAUCUGCAUACCGAGCUUCCAGCCAACAGCCUGGCAAUUGAGAGAUUUGAGUUGGAGAAGAAGGCUUUAAGAGAGAAAAGUCACAGCAGCCCAGGAGAAAAAGUAAAGAGACAACGAAAAUCUCAGUAUUCCUGCAAGGGCUCAGAACUCAGACGUGCCAGAUCUUUUGUUAUAAAAAGGAAAACAGCAGAUAAAAAUCUGCUGGCGGAGCUGUACCAGUAUUCCAACUUUAACAGCUCCAAGCCAAGCAAGCUUCCCAAUGGAGUGGACUUCUGUGACAUGGUGGGCAAUGUGAUCCGGUCUGAGAGAAACCACGUUAGUGGCAAGUGUUUCUGUUCGGGUAGAGAAUUAGAGAAGUUUCUCUCUUCUCCUUCCGUAAGAGCCAUCUGGCUGGAUAGCUUUUGGUGGAUAUUUCAUGAGAGGUACCAGCCAAACAAGGAGCUCCAGAAUAAUCUGUUCGACCGGAUAGCCCAGCACUAUGCCUUACUUUUGUUUCAUGUACCCAAGUCCCACUAUGAAGAGGCACUCAUAAAAAGGCUGCCUUCACUUCUGAGCAAAGCCGUGUACACCAGCUUCUGUUGCUGUUUCCCACAGUCCUGGUUCAACACGCACGAAUUCAAGUCUGACAUCUGUAACACAAUGAGCCUGUGGAUUUCAGGCACCUAUCCUUGCCCACAGAGCUAUGACAGCUGGGACUACUCAGAACUAGACCCAGAGCGAUUCCGCAGAGAAGAGUUAAUGUCACAGAGAAGACUGAGAAAGGGAAGAGAGUUUUCUUUGUUUACUGGUAAGAGAGCCUUCUUCCAGAAGCCAGCCCAGAGCAGGAAAUUCUACCCCCCUCAGUCUUUUAGUGCAAAUUCACCCAGUGAAAAAUCCUCUUCAGCCAAGCAGAACUCAGAAAAAAGUUCACAAAUACAGGACACUGCAAAAGAGCAUCAUUUUCAGACCCUGGUCUUGAAGAAACCCACAGAAGAAGCCAAGAGAAUAUCAGAAGCAAGAGAAUGUGAGAAUAUGUUUCCUAAAAAGUCUUGUGAUGCUGGCAGAAGUCCUGAGAUGACCUCAAACCUCUUCAACAUUUAUGGGAGGAGCCCUCUGAUUGUGUAUUUUCUCCAUAACUAUGCCAGUCUGCAGCAGCACGGCAAGGAUGUAUUGAUAGUCAGAAGGGAAAAGACCACAGGCACCCCCGAGUCCACCCUGACGUAUACUGAUGUCAUCAAAGAGACCCUGUGCAGCAUGAAGAAGCGGAAAGACAACCUCAAUCAGUUGUACCAGCUUCACUGGAGUGAAUGGAAUUAUUUUGACAAGUACCUAAAGGAACUGCAAGACAACUUCUCCAGGGAAAUGAAGAAUAUUGAUCAAAAAGCAGCAGAUAAAAAAAAGGCAAACCACAUGUUCAUCCCACCUUCUGCCUUCAGUGAGGAAUCACCUGACAAGAAAACUAAGGGAAGUUUCCAAAGAGAAAUUGAGUUUAAGGAGGGGAAAGGAGGAGAGGGAAAGAGAAGAGAAACAGAAGUUGAACAUUUCUCUCUACUCGCUUCCAAGCCCCAAGGAACGCCACAACCUGGAACUAGGUUCCAGAACUACAGAAUCCAGUUCCUAGAACCACAGAAUCCAUGAUCUUUCUGCUACCAAAUGGAGCAGAACAACAAGAAAAAAAGAAAAUUGUGGCCAAAGAUUCAGAAAUAGGAAUCACAAUUUCACAAUAAGAGAA